Messenger RNA from Trichobilharzia regenti, 6721 nucleotides. NCBI's taxonomy places the organism in Eukaryota, Metazoa, Platyhelminthes, Trematoda, Strigeidida, Schistosomatidae. The record is from the annotation of a GenBank genome assembly.
AUGACAACACCAACAAUUCCCACUGCUACUACACCACCACAACCAACAUCAACAACAACAACUACUACUAUUGAUAUAGAUAUUAGUAAUAAUAAUAUUGCAAGUUCACAUGAAAAUGCAAAUAGUACUACUGAUAUGAGUAUAACUACCUCAUCUACUAAUCACACCAAUGCUACUACAACCUUGACACUUAUGUCAGCGGAUGAUAUUCAUCCAAUUGAUGAUGCGAUCGAUAUCGAUGGUAUUGAUAAUAAUGUACAAUAUGAUUAUUUAUUGAAACAAAAGAAAACGCAUACCACUGGAUCAUUACAGUGUAUUCCACAAGAGGAGAUCAAAACAAACAAGAAGAAGAAGAAGCAAAAGUGUAUCCCAUGUUCAGAUAUGCAAACCUUUUCAGCAUCAUUAUCCUCCCACCGAGUAUCAUCACCAUUGAAGUUGAAUAUCCAGGAUGAUAUGAAAGUCACACCUACUUCAGCGCCAUCAUCGUCUUCGUCUACUACUGUUCCAUCGAUGGUGAAUAAUAAGGAUAAUAAUAACAGUAACAAUAGAAGAAGUACGGCGUCUGUUUUAUCCUUGACUUCUCCUUCUUCUCCUCCUCCUCUUCCACUUCAACAACCAUCGUCAAGUUUACUAUCGACAAUAAAAAUGACUUCUACCAUAGAAUUGAAUGCUACUGAAUUACAAAAUCAAUCGGUAUUGUUACAAGAUUCAUCGACUGUUUCCUCUGUCAAACUACGUAGACGGACAACAACAGCACCGACAACUGCUGGCCCCAUUGCUGCUGCUCCUGCCCCUGCCGCUUCAGCAACUACGAAUACGGAGGAUAAUCAUAAAGUUUUGUCUAUCGUUCCAACGUCUACUGUUACCACAUCGACAAUAAUAGCUCACUCGCCUGUUUCUAUUGUUAGCACAAAUGAAAUUAAAAAAUCACGUGCUUCUAUGAUUGAAUUAAUUAAUUGUCAAAGUAAAGAUGUCUUACGUCAGGUGACAUCAAGUCCAGGUUUAUCAUUGUCUCCAUUAUCACCAUCAACCCAAUUGGCUCAACCACCUUCACCACCAAGACCAUCACAAGGAAAUAAGAUGGGUGCAUGUUUCUCCUUGGUGUUUGAAAGUUGUCCAUUAAAGAUCAAUUCAACUGCUACAUGGACUAAUCCAGCUAAUAAUGGUCAAGUGAUCCUAUUUGGAACCAAUGAUGGUAUAUAUUGUUUGAAUUUAAAAGGAUUAGCUGAAAACUCUCUGAAUUGGCUUUCAUCAGCUAGCCGUUGUUGUCUAGAAUGUGUCUUACCUACGCCUACACCAACUCCGACUAUAAUCAAUAAAUUUUUGAAGUUAUUUCCACGUCGAUGUUUAUGGUUAUCUGUAACACGAGAUACUAUGAUGUCAUUGUCUGGACGUCAUCCACAGCUAUAUGCUCACAAUCUAGUCUCACUAAUGAAAUUAAAAUCACAAGGUCAUCCUAUGUUUGGUAGUGGUGGUGCCGGGAGUACUGUGGCUGGGGGCGGCAGUGUUGUUGGAACUCCUUCAAAAUUUGGGAAAUUUGUCAAACUUUUCCCUAAACGUUUUUCACCAUCAAAAAAGAUGCCAGAUACAAAAGGUUGUCGAUGUGCUAAGGUAACACGGAAUCCAUUUAAUGGUGCAAAAUAUUUAUGUGCAGCUAUGACUAAUGAAAUUUUAAUCAUGGAAUGGUUUAAUCCAAUUUCAUCAUUUAUUGAAAUUAAACGGAUACUUAUACCAGACAUGCCUUCACCUUUGUUAAAUUUUGAUUUAUUAAUUGUGAAGAAUUUGCCUUUACCAUUUGUAUGCCUUGGUGUUUAUCGACAUCAUUCACGUAAAGGUCGAGAUGGUCAACGUUUUCGUUUACAUCUGAUUGAUUUGAAUAGUAAUUCUGGACCAUCACCGUCGCCAUUACCAUCAACUCCAGUACCAGCGCCAACUUCAGCUGUAGUAACACCUUCACAUCCUCCGACUUCAUUAAUGACACAACAGACCUCAUCAGCAGCAAUAAGAACAUCUCCACAUUCUGUACCACAAUCACCAGCUAUUCGUACCACUCCACCGACGACAACAACAACAGCAACAACAACAACGGGUGAUUCAUCUUUACCCAAUCAUCAAUCAGUAGUACAGCCUAUUGGUGGGGGGAAUGAUGAGUCGGUUCAGGUAAACAGCAAUACGAGUAGCGGUUCUGCGAUAAUGAGUAAAACGCAACAAUUGAAAGCUGAAUUACAACGAAAAAACACUCAAUUUUUGCCUGAAGAUAUUUUACCGGUUGUGGAAACUGUACAAUUAGAGCAUAACACAAUAUUAAUCUGCUUUCAAGAUUGUGCUAAAGUUGUCAGUUUGAAUGGUCAGAUCAAAUCAAGUCGUCAUAGGGCUACAACAUUAGACUUUAAUGGAAUCACAGUUGAAUCUAUUGUAUGCCUUCGUGACAGUAUUCUUGUAUUUCAUCCGCACGGUUUAUUGGGCAAAAGUUUUACCGGAGAGUUAACUCAAGAAAUCAAUGAUAAAGAUAAUAUUUAUCGAUUAUUAGGAUACAAUCGAUGUAUAAUCGUUGAAAGUCGACCAGCUAGUAAUCCAAUGUCUAAUUCCAAUGUCUAUAUUCUAUCUGAUCAUCAUAUGGACAGUAUUCAAUGAAAAAAUCAUUAAGAACAGAUUAAUUCUCUUCUUCGUAUAUAUAGAUGUCAUGAUGAUGAUGAUGAUGAUGACGACGACGACGACAGAGUUGAAAAUCAUCAAUCCCCAACUGAAGUAGUUUAUAUAUAUAUAUAUAUAUAUAUAUAUAUAUCUGUUUCCAUGGUAACCAUGAUGAUGAUGGGUGAUGCAUAUUAGAUAUUGAUCUCUUCAACUACUCUUUGUUUUUUCUCUUGCAUACCUUCCUUUCUAAUUACACUGAGUAGUGCUGAAUAGUGCGUGUGUGUGUGUUACCUUUACAUUUUGAUUAUUCAACUUCCACACACUCCCCUUCCCCCGGAAUGCUACGGGGAGAUUUUGUACAUGUAAACAUACAUAUAUUGAUGAUGUGUGAAUAUGUCUCAUGUCUCUCUCUCUUUCUCUGUGUCCCUUGUUCUUUUUCCACCAUUGUGUGUGUGUGUGAGUUUGUGUACUUUAUUUCUUCCGCCCCCCUGUGUUUUCGCUUACUCUCUUGCUCUACUCCACAAUGAAUUACAAAAGUAUAUAUGUCUGAGUCAGCCUAGUUUGUAUGCAACUACACUUUGUUAUUACAUGAUUGACUCAUUCAUCCAUUGUUCUUCUUUCUGACAAGUUUUGAUUUUUUUUCCCGUCGACAGAGAGGUGAACAUCUCAACCGUUUAUAUCAAAAUGAUCAACAUUGGAAUCGUCAUCAUUAUCAUAAAUACUGACGCAUUUGUUUUUUCUGUCUUAUCUGGGCCUUCAUUUCCAUUUUUUUUGCUUCCUUCGUUGUUGUCUUUCUCAGCUGUUCAGUGAUAUCUGAGUGUUAGAAGCAUUAUCUUGUUGUUGUUGUCUUCUCACUCUAGGACGACGAUCCUCCCCACCCUACUUGCGCCCUCCAGCCCAGCCGCCCAUCCACCAUCCCAUUGUAUCCUACUCUCUUUUCUGCACUGCUAACUAGGUGGUUCAUUUUGUUUUUGACGUACAACUACUGCAUCUACUUAUGAGUAGUUUGGAGAUAUACACACAAAAAUAUGCAACCGCAAGACUUUGACAGCGCGAGCACAUACGAAGAGUGGAGAGUUAAAAAAUCAAAUAUUUUUAUUUUUUGAGUUCCUUAUUGUAAAAAAUGGGGAGCAAAGUAAAGAUGGGUAGGUAGGUAGAUAGAUAGAUACGUAGGUAGGUAGACAGAGAGUUGAGUUUAUUCCAAUGUAAUAAUAAUAAUAAUAGGCUUUUGAAUUUUGUUAAUAUUAUUAUUAGUAGUAAUAUUAUCAUCAUCAUUAUGAUUGUUAUCAUUAUCUUAAAUCAUGCAAACGUUAUGACGUAAUGUACACACACGCAUACAUACAUGCGACUACAUGAUUUUGCUUUCUGCUCCUUAGGAUACAGUGUUUAUAGUGUUUGUUAUAUGUAAAUCACUAAUUGUCCUUAUGCGCAAUCUCUCUCCGCUCCGCCCCAGCACCACAACUCCUUGUUUUGAUAAUGUAUUAUAAUAUAUUUCACAUUUUCUAAAUUGUUUUUCUUUGUUUCUUUUUUCUUUUAAUAAGCGCUUUCAACUUGUGUAUAUGUGUGGGUGUGCGGGUGUCUGUGUGCGAAUCUAUGUGUGUAUGUGUGUCGCCCAUUUGGUUUCAGCUUCUAUGGCAUAUACAAUACACUAACACGAACACACACAUACACACAGAGCUUCACUGACUCAUCCAUCAUCAGUCGGCGGCAUACAUGCAUAUAUGUACCAUGUGAUAACUUCUCUGAGCAUACACAAGCUCUUUCUAUUAUAUACACAUACAGCUUUUUCUCAAACUAUGUGGUCCUUUCACACGUUCAUCUCCUUCCUUCUUUCUUUUGGUUUUUAUGUUCCUUUUGUAACCGGAUAAAAUUUGACUGUGGUAUUGAAUAAUCUACGCUUUAGGUUAAUUAUGCAAUCGUAUUUUCCUGAAGUAUUAAUCGAGGUUUUCUAUUUGUGUGUGCGUGAGUGUGUUUAGCUUGUUGGGCGUAUCAUAUGUCUAUCAACGCUUUGCACUCCUACAUAAAGAAUAUGUGAACGGAUAAUAUCUUUUAUCUUUAUUAUUUUCAAAGUACAUAUAUAUAUAUAUUUGUAGUUAUUUCUAUUCCUUCUUUUAAUUUCACAGGAAGUGCUUUUCCAAAUCUCUCCUUCUCUCUGUGUUAACUGUCGUCGUGUGAAUGACAAUGAGGUGGUGGUGAGGUCGCUACACCUUCUGCUAAAGUGUUGCGUACAUUGGUUGAUUGAUUGAUUGACUGAUUAUUGAUUUUGCUAUUGUCAUCGUUUCCUCCUUCUCGCAUCAACCCCCACUUAAAGUCUCUAUUCUACACAGGGUUAUUUCUCAAUUGUAUCUUUGACGGUUUUGUUGUGAUUAAAUUAUCUUGCCAAAUUUUAUUCUUCUUACUAAUUUUUAUUUUGAUAAUUACUAUUGUUACUACUGUUAUUAUUAUAAGUAGCAUAAGUAUGUUUGGGUUAAUUUUUAACGAAUAAUAAUAACUCUGAUGGUUAUACCACUACUACUGUUAGUACUGCUGUUGUUUGUUUGCUUGUUUUCUGCUUCAUCAUCGCUGUUGUUAUCUAUGUUUAUCCUGUGUAUGUGUGUGUGUGUGGGCGUGUGUUGUUUUGUUCCUGUGUCCGUCCGUCGGUCUGUUGUUCGUGUGGGUAACUGGGUGUCGACUGUAUUCCCAAUGUGUAUGGUAUUAUACACACUAUGUACGUCGACAGCUUCUAUGCACACACUCACACACACACGUAAAAACUACAUUUAUAUACGGAUCAUGUUCUCUUAGCGUUCAUCAUUCCUGUUAUUGUAGUAAACAAAAAAAACUGAUGAGUUAUCAAGAUAAUAUCACAAUUUUUUUGUAGUUUUUCUUCUUUAUUUAGUUUAAUCGGUUUUCACUUUCUUAGUGUUUGUAUAUUUGAUAAUUUUGAUUAUAUAUGUGAGGAUAUAUACAUUACACAUUUUAAUCUUGUUUUUUAUUUCUAGUGUAAUAAUAUUGACAGAGGUUUCUUCUUCUAGUUUACGCCUUGACUAGUAGUCACACACACACUGCGUCUAUCUCUUGUGUGAUUUUCCUUCCUUCUCUUCCUCUUCUACUUCUAUGAUUCUUGUUUUUGUGUUUGCAUGUGUGUGUGUGUGUGUUAUGGCGUCUGAACCUUAUAUGCAUAUUUGUGUACGUGCGUGGGUGUGCGUGCGUGCGAGUGCCUCAUAUGUAAUUUGUUCAAUGUAGUAGGCUGAUGAUGUAAUGUUUUAUUGAUUGCUCCCCGCUCUCUCUCUCCGCCCCUACAACCAAGACAACCACCACCACCACCACCACGACUUAUUUGACUUGACAGACUACUGCUGCUGAGUAACUGAAGUGACCGACUAAUAUGAUUAUUUAUUGUCUUGUCUUUGUGCAUUGUAAUCUUUGUUUGUUUGUUGUUGUUUCUUGUGCGUCUAUGGAGUAUAACAGCUUAUCGUAUACAGCUUAUAGUGGCGAAUAUUUUAAGCUGUCUUAUAUAUUGUAAGUAAUAACACAUAGACCAGUGAUAUGUAAUAACAGAGGCGAGACUACUCGUACAGAAAAUUAGUACUAUAUAUAGCAGUCACACACAUUCUUGUGAAAAAAAAUAAUAAUAAAACAAAAUAGAAAUGUUAUUUAUAUUUAUAUAUUUCCUUUCUUGAAUUUGCUUUCUGUUCUCUCUUUUCUCCUAGCCACUUGUUUGUUUUUUCUUUUUUAUAUUUUUUGCCUUGUUAGCACGCACUCACGCGCGCGGUUGUCCGCGAGUGUGUGUGUGUGAGUGUGUUGAUCUCACCGUUUCUUUUUCUCUCUCUCUCUGUCUCUAUUUCUGUGUAUUCCUUUCCAUUGUCUAACACAUUUAGCUUUUUUUGUCUUAUGAACUCUGCAUUACAUACACACACAUACACACACGCUCACAAACAAACAGACGACAUUCACACACACUUCAUUACAAUAACACACUUAUAUAAAUAUAUAUUUAUGUAUUAUGAAACGCUGAUGUUUAUUUAUGUAAAUUGUCACUUCAUGAAGGAAAAAAAAGAAAUCCACAGUAUACAUAUAUAUAAAUAAAUAAAUAAAUAAAACUUCA